Messenger RNA from Porites evermanni, 15957 nucleotides. NCBI's taxonomy places the organism in Eukaryota, Metazoa, Cnidaria, Anthozoa, Scleractinia, Poritidae. The record is from the annotation of a GenBank genome assembly.
GUGGGCCAGGAUUAUGGCGAGCACUAGGCGCCGUGUUAAAUUAUAUACAUUAAACGAAGACCGGCAGUGGGAUGACCGUGGUACGGGGCACGUGUCUUCGUCGUACGUUGAACGUUUACAGGGAAUGUCGAUCAUGGUUCGAUCCGAAGAAGACGGUUUGUGGGGAUAGUUCUGUCCGCUGCUAUUACUUGUUUUAUUUUAUUAUGGCUAUUUUUUCGAGAAAACCCGAAAACCUGUUGUAUAUUGACCCCGGUUGCUUCGUUUACAGGUUCAAUUCUGCUCGAGUCAAAAAUACAGCCGCACACUGCCUAUCAGAAACAACAGGUACAUUUCGUCAUUUGUAGUAUUUUUGAAAUUAUGCUCGUUUCUCGUGAAAGUUCUGUUAUAAUGGUAAUUGCAUUUUUUUCACGAUAGGAGACUCUAAUUGUGUGGUCAGAGGGCGACAACUACGAUCUAGCACUUAGUUUUCAAGAGAAAGCGGGCUGCGAUGAGAUUUGGGAAAAAAUUUGUCAGGUAGGCUCAUUCUUCGAUAGCUUGAAUACGUUUUCAUUUGUAAAAACUUAGGUUAUGAGAUGAGUUGCUUGUAUAACAGUAAUGGAACGUUACUUAAAAGUGAAAGGUGCAUUUGUUUGGUAUUUAACAAAUCUAUCGCCUACCCACAAACUCUUACGAAAUCAUUAAAUGUCACUUCUGUCAGUGAAAAUCAAGUCUCUUGAACAUCGAUUUUUUUCUCCUCUACAUAGUAGCGUGCUAAAUUAAUUCUCUUUGGCAGAUUCAAGGAAAAGAUCCAUCUGUUACCAUCACGCAAGACAUCCCCGAAGACGAUGAGUCGGAAGAAAGAUUUGAGGAAGUUAUGGAUUCAACAGGCCCAAUUGAAUUACCCGCUUGCGAACUUAGUAAACUCGACGAAAUCGCCGAGUUAUUUAACAGUGUUCUACCCUCACCGAUUCGUCGAGAAAAGUUAGCACUGGCUAUCGAACAAGACAAUUACAUCAGGAAACUGCUGGAUUUGUUUCACAUCUGUGAAGAUUUAGAAAACUUAGAAGGACUUCACCAUUUGUAUGAUAUUUUUAAGUCAUUGUUUUUUAUGAACAAGCCUUCGUUGCUCGAGAUUAUGUUGGCUGAUGAUUUAGUCUUCGAUGUAGUUGGCUGUCUGGAGUACGACCCUGGCAAACCGGCCCCACAACGGCAUAGAUUAUUUUUAAAGGAGAGCGCGAACUUCAAAGAGAUCAUUCCUAUAACGAACUCGGAUAUUAUAAACAAGAUUCAUCAAACGUAUCGUGUACAGUACAUCGCCGACGUAAUUCUUCCUCCUCCUUCGGUUUUUGAUGACAAUAUGCUGGCUUCAGUGCAUUCGUUUAUACUUUUUAAUAGGAUAGAAAUUGCCACACAUCUGCAGGUGGGUCAACUUUUAUAUUUUCAAAAGAAUUGCCCUAGUAAGUAAAAAUUGUUGUUGUUAAGGAAGAAUCAAACGACGUUCUUUACGUUUCUAUUUGAAAUCUGAGCUUCACCAACCAUUGUCAAAAAUCAUAGUUUUCACAUUUCCGCCGGCUGACAGUAAGAAAAUUAAAAUUGACAAAAUAUAUCAGUGCUUUUCCUGUACAUAAACCAGGAGGAUUUUUCUUAAGAUCUGUUUAAAUUUUGAUGGAACUUUCAGUCAAUCCUGCAAGUUUCUUCAGCCUAUUUUAGAAUUUUCUGUCAGAAUAUCAAAUUACAAAUCUUUGUAUUUUGUUACAGAAAUUGUGGUCAGUUGGGUUUGACUUUAAUACGUUUGUGAUCACGAUUUCAUGCAUUGGUGCUGUAACUUUGUGCUACUUCCCGGGGUCAUCAUGUUGUGUGUUGACCUAAACUUUUAGACCCCUUAAAACUACACUUGAUCACAUGCACAGGUGUUUCAGAAAUGGCUAUUGACAUUUCUUUUGUUUCUAAAGCAAAAAAUAUUGUUUAUCUUGACAUUUCUUACAAUCAUGUGGUAGCUGCACUGUAUGACUAAUGUGCAUCUCAGCAAAAUCAAUGAAACAGUCUUUUCCUCGAAAGAUAUUUGGACCAGUUGUAAUUCAAUCCAGUUUUAGAGUUAAGAUGAAAUCUGAAAAUUUCUUCUGUUCUGUUUUGGUGAAACAUACUCUUCGGUGCAUUCACCAGUAUGGUUGGCUUGUUUUGAUAGUUGUAAGUAACACUGCCUCAAAACAAAGGUUGUUGGUGUUUUUAGUAUUUAUUGUACUGUACUUGUGGGAAGUCCUAUACUAAUGUGAUGUUAGUCUCAACUCUUUUUGUUUUAAUUAUUUGCACAAGGCUUUGUUUAACAGGAUAUGAUCAUUGUUCAUUGUACUUCAAUUUACUACCCUGUGUCCCUGAGAACUUACCAAAAAAAUUGCACUAAUAACAAAGGGUUGUUGCAAAAGCCUUCUAACUUUGUGGACUGCCAGUGAAAGUUGCAUUUUCCACAGUUACCAUGUUGGCAAAUCUGAAAAUCACCAAUAAAAUCUUCUCUCUUUAUCCUUGAAACACUUUCACCCUCAACUUCUAUGACUAUUUCUUUUUUUUGUGUUGCUUCAAUGCUUGAGGAUUAAACAUUUUUGUAGACAGCUGAGGUUAGGGUGCCAGGAUGGCCGUUGAUAAAAGGUCUUAAAUAGUUAAUGCCAUCCUUGUAGACCAGGUCCAGCUGUCUGCUUUAUAUACAGCUGUUUUGAGAAAGGUCGGAAGAAAUGCGCCCCCGACAAUCCCGAAAGGUAAUAUGGGAUAUGAUCAAUACUCUGUUCGUAACGACCGAACCUGUCAAACCUACUUUUGUUGUUCUCCUUUAGUACUCGCAAACAUACGUCCGGGCCUCCCGUACCAUUCUUUCAAAUUUCUUUGAAGAACAGUGUUCUCAAAGGCACCCACAAUACCUUUCAGGAUUGUCACGUGCACUUUUUCCGACAACCUUUCUCAAAAUAGCUGUAUUAUUUAAGUAUGGUUUACAGGGGCCAUGUCAUGAGCAUAUUGCUGUUGAGUCCACGUUCAUCCUUGCCGUCAGUAGCAACAGAGAACAGGAAACAGUUUCAGUGCCUAAAUGUAGUCCUAAGUAACGAAAAUGGACCAUAAAUUAAUUUUAAGCGAAGACAUAUUUCAGCUUAUUUUUAAAAGAGAGCAAAUAGCAUGCGGUAGCCCCUUAAACGGAUGUGCAGGAAUGUACCAUGAAAUUUAAAACACAUAUUGCAGCUGAGUGUUCAGCAUUUUAUUGGGAAUUGUGAUUACAUAUCUUUUUGAUACUGGUUCUUAUUUGGGUAUGGAGUGUUUACUUAUAGAAAUUCAACUGGCUUUUAAUUUUUUUCUUAACAGGAUGAUGAAAAGUUUUUAGCAGACAUGUUUUUGCAACUCGCUGAUGAAGACACGUUGGAAGAGAAAAAGAAACAACUGGUACAAUAUUAUUAGAAUGUGACCUCACAUGGGAAAAUGUACACUAACAGCUAUCCAUUAAAACGGCAGAAAGCGUUAGAUCUCCAUUUUGUUAUCUGAUAAAAUGUUUUAUCAAACCGUUAAUCUGUUAGACAAACCAUUUUUCGUUGUAACCCAUUCUGUUAAAAUGGUAGUCGCCAACGGUUAGAUUGAUAUAGCAAGCUGUUUUAAUGGCAAACACUAUCCGUUUACAGUUAAACCUCUUUAAUACAGACACCAAAGGGACAGAACCAAUUGAACACUUUACAGAGGUGUCGAUAUUAUAGAGCUUUGGCAGGGAAUGUAUGAUUUUUGGCAUUUCUGGGAUCAAACAAACUGUCCAUACUAGAGAGGUGUCUGUAAGGAGUGGUUAGACAGUAGUUGAUUCCAGAAAGCAUUAAAAAUGGCAGUCUCCAAAAUGCCAAAAUAAUCACAAGCUGUUUAAACGGCUAUCACCAACAUCAGUUCAAACUGUGCGUGGAUCAUAGAGAGUAGCACCCAUCUAUGCCUAUGUGUAUCCGAUGGUGUCCGCCAUGGCGUCAUACAGUAGUUUGCUAUCCCGGCACAUUUUUUGUUUCUAGGCAACAUUCGACUGAAAGCCAGUGACAGUCAUUCGACUGAAAGUCAGUGACCAGAGUGCUUGGUCUUUUUGCAGUCGUUUUAAGAGGCGCUGAGUGCUUUUUGCAAUGAAUUUCGAAUGCAAAAGCACUUUUAAGAGCAAAUGGAAGUGAUUCUGGAUAAUUAGCCUUAAGAUAUGAGCAAAAAUCAAGGUAACAAAACACGUUUUGCUUGUAGACAAGUUUGUACUGUAUCAGCUUAGUUGGGCGUCUGUUCUUUAAUGCGAUGAAAUGCAUUGGCGUUAUCGUCAAAACAGCAGUCAUUCUUCUGAAAAGUAUCUCUGAAUUCAUGUUUAAUGGGGCUCAAUCAACUUUAUACAGGGCACACUGGUGGAAGUUCUAGGGAAAAGGCUUUUAAUAAAGUAUUAUCAACAUCUUGGCAAUGUGUUUCACGUGGCAUAGUAGUAAUGAAACAGCCUGGCUUGUAGAAGGUCCAGAGUUCGAUUUCGGGCAGAACUUGUUUUCCUCUUCUCUUCUCUUCUUCUUUUUUUUUCCUUUUCCGUUACGUUUAGUCAUCUCUUUAGUUAUUGUAAUUUUGUUUUGUUUAUUUAUAUACCUGAAGUUUUUUAAAUUUAUAAAUUUUCUUUCUUAUUGCCUUAUAUCCCCUUCAACUCCUUGCCGUUCUCCUGUUCUAAGCCAUUCAAUCGGCCUAGAAUACCAUUUUAACACUUUCCAAAUCAGUUUUCCUCCCAUUUUCAGCCAUCUGUUUUAUCCAUUAGUGUACGUUUUCCCAUUCAAGGUCAAAGGUCAUUCAUUUGUAAUGAUUGUUCCAGUCCGAUAAGUGGAUUAAAUUCCUUGUGAUGAACAAUGUUUGAUGAUAUUUUCUGUCCUCACAUCUUCCUGUACGAGAACAAAAUGUUAAACUCAUUGAGUCUAGGUCACAUAAUAAACUCCCAAAAUUAGGACCUUUAGUGGCAUCUGUCCAUUGAUGUCUAACAAAUUCAUGUCUUUUUGCAGGUAAUCUUUUUGAAAGAACUAGUUGGUUUCUCUUUACACUUUCAACUUCACCAGAAAGAUGAGUUUUUUAAGGUUUGUAGAAAUCAUCUCAUUUGAGCAAACAAUUAAUGCCUUAAAUAGUAAUAAAAUAUUACCCUAUUUAGUCUCACUUGGAUAAGCAACGAGGCUCAUAAUCUGCAAGCCAUUUUUUUCCCUUCAUAUUUAGUACACAAAAAGGCCAUUCUAGUCCCAGGCGUUCCUAGCGGAGACGGUGGAAACUGGGAAUAAGAAUCGUUGUGUGACUGAAGCCACUCAUGUUUGCCGAAGAAAGCUUAGGUUUAGAGCUAACACGCAUACUAAAUCAAUUCCGAAACAAAUACAAAGUAAAUAUCCAGAAGUAGGAAGUGAAAAACCUUUAGCGAGUAAAUCCUGUUUUGUGUAGAAUUAAUUGCCUCAUUUCUCGAUCUAAUCUUCAAGCAAGCAAGACUUAACACCGCUGUAAGACCAAUCUUGUUAGUACCUAUAUUGCUGAUAUCCUGGACCUUAUUUUGUUUAAAGAGUCUUGCUCCUGAAUAAGCAAUUAGUUUAUUGAACAAGGAAUCAUGCCGCUUAUCUCUUUUUCAUGCAUUAAGUAUGUUAUUCAUCGAUGCACCACUUGUAUGACUCAUCACCACCAUUUGCAUGACUCAUGCAAAUUGUACUACUUGAAAGCAGUUUUACCAGUUGUAUGUCAGCUAGGAAGGGCUGCCAGGCUGAUAGCAUUGCACCAAAUCUGCCAAAGCACCUGACUUGUCCCCAGUAAGCUCAUCAUAUGUAGGCGGUCAUGGAAUGGUUAGGGGAGACUAUUACAGCACUGCUUGCCGGUGUCUUCCACAGGCUUACUUCAUAAUGUUUAUGAGAGAGCCAGGAAGACAACUGGGAACUUGUCAGCUUAUGCAGUGGUUCUGGGGCAUCGAUUGAAUUUGUGAUCAUUGUCACUUUAUACUGUGCUGCCUGAAACCCACUCUUCACCUCUCUGAAAAGUUUUAACAUCUAAGCUCAGUUCCAACAAAUCUGCAUCAUUUAUCCCCAGUUAAGUCUUGCACAUCUUAAAUCACCAUUGAAGGCAUGAGUUACAGAUAAGAAUCUCAACCAUUCUCGCCACUUUUUUUUUUCAAUUGCCUUCCAGAGAAAAGCACAAAUAUUUGAUGCCAAAAGCAUUAAGGCAUAGUAACUUAGGUAAUCAAUUAUUACGUUUUAACUCUGUAUUAUUAUUCCCUCAGGCACUUACACACCAUGGUUUACUUCCUGCCCUAGAAAUGCUGCUUGUAAGUAUAAGUUUACUAAGCUCCAGUAGGAUAAUAGAAAAGAGCAUCCAAGUACAUGCUAUCAUGGGAUAUACUGAUGUUUUGUGAUUGGGAACUUACUUUAUCCAUGAGGAAAUUGAAAAAUAAAAUGCUCAGGGUUACACUUGUGUAAUUUUAUCUACGGGAUGUGAAGGUAAUUGGCCGUGGGGUUGAAGGUUGAAGAUUCACCUUAGGUGAUAAAUCCUAGUUUCGCUGGCUGUUGCUUGGCGGGUGUAUCCUCUCUUGCUACUGAAGAGAUCAAUUUUCAGAGUUACAAUCUCUGUUGCAAAGGUGACAUCUGUGUGAAGUCCUUGGUCUGUUGGAGUUAUUGAGCUCCUUUCUGCUCAGAACACAUAUUGCUAGUGGUAACCUUGCAUUUAACUUAUCAUUCCCUUAGCCAGGUGUGGGAACCAGGGAAGGGAGAGUCAAAGUAGCAAUAUUAUGGCUCAUAAACAGGAUUAAGCUCCAGUCAUGUUGUGAUGCUUGGUUUGCAGGUUAGUGACAAUGAAGAGCACAGGCUGGCAUCUGUAGAAAUGUUCUCCCAGGUUGUUGACAUCAGUCCUUACCUUGUGAGGGAUUUCAUCAUGAAAGAGGCACAAACACAAGAAGAAGUGAGUACUUUUUCUGUGGGUUUUGUGGCAGGCAAUGUAGUUCCCAGAUUUCCCAGCGUCAAAGCCGGAUGUUUUGUUGUUAAACGCUGACUGUUCUCCAGUUGAACCAGUACUUAGCCAGGUAAUAGCCCUAAUAAGUGGGAGACAGAGGAGAACAGAAUUUACCCACAAAUUAUAGAUACAAGUUACAAGGUGUGCAAUGUUGCAUCACAUGUCCAGUCCUUAAUAGUGUCUCUUUAAACCCAAGUGCCCAUCUAUGAUAAAAACUUAGUCAGAUUCAAUUAAAAUAAAGUUAAUAAUAAUGAUAAUAAUAAUAAUGUGUAGUUCCAGAAAACAUCCAGACCCCCACCACGGAGGGAAUUUCACUUAGGACCUCCCACCCCCCUGGAUUUUCCAUUUUUGCAGCUAACGUUAUUUAGAGUCAAAUAAAAAAUAGUUAAUAUCAAUGGUAAGAUCAAAAGGGUUUGGUACCAGAAAUACGCCCCGCCCGCCCCGCGGAGGGAAUUUCACUUAAGGCCCCCCCCCCCCCGGGAUCUUCCCUUUUUGCAGCGGACUGAUUGCCCCCCCCCCCCCACCCCUCUGUAAUUUCCACAAGUGUGACAAAGACCCCCCAACCCCUCUGGAAAAGUUCAUUUUCACAAAGAAAGACUAUUAAAGUAAAAGAAUGAAGCAGUUUAUGGUUAGUACGUAACGGUUUCCAUCAGAAGCUUGUAGGCUUCUGUUUCCAUUUAUUGAGUGAUCUCGCAACAUUAAAACACACUCCACCACCACAAAGUAACCUAAUCUGCAGUUUUUGCUCAUCUCUAACUUUAAAUGAAAUAGAUAAAGUUAUAAGUCGGUUGUAUUUAUCAAUUUACCUUAAUCAGGGCAACCUUACGAUUUGUUAUUUGUCUUCAUGGGCGUAAUGUUGAUAGAAUUAACGCCAUUUCGUGCGAGAAUGCUGCUUGGUGAACAAGUCAAACUUUCAACCACAAAAUUAAGGCAAAGCAAAGAGAAGAAUAAAAACUCUGACUUCUGAGAUGAUAACAAUGAAUACCCCCUGCAUCUUGAAGCAAAACUAAGUUCAAUUUACUGUUUUCCAAUCGACUGAUGCAACGUUAUACAUGGACGCAAUGGCCGUAAUGUUUGGUGAAAUCAACACCAUUUCAGUGAGCGAGGAUCGAUCUUGAACAUGCCACAUCUUCAAUCACAAAAUUAAGGGAAAAUGAAAGGAGAAUAGAAACUCUACAUUCUAAAAUGGUUACAAUGUAUAGUUUGUACUUUCUGAAGUAAAAUUGCCACGCUACUGUUCUUCCAUCGAUCCACUGACGCAACAUGAUGUGCUGCACACGUUGCUGUCUUAAGGGAGACUGGUAACAAGUAAUGGCGGCUGAAAAUACGAGCAUGCGAUAAAACGAGUUGUAGUCAGUCUAAUUCCCUUAAAAUUACAUCCAAAACGCUUUUGGAAGAAAGGAAACCUGGUUAAGAUCAAAAGGAACAAUCUUAAAUGAUAAAUUUCAAGUUAUUCAUGUCCUAAAAAUGAUCUACCAGUUCGGUAAGAAGCAACAUUCGAACUCAGGUGGAAAACAAAAUGAUGUUUACCCUUGGAAAGUGAUUUUAUUGUCCAACCCCCCUCCCCUCUGGAAUUUCCUGUACCUCUAACCCCCCCACCCCCCUGGAAUUUCCAAUUCCCACUGUGGUGGAGGUCUGGAUAUUUUCUGGAACCACACAUUAAUAAUAAUAGUAAUUAUUAUUAUUAUUAUUGUUAUUAUUAUUAUUAUUAUUGUUUUACACACAGGGAUUUUGUCAUUUUCACUAUAUUUAUAAACCUUUAAUUUCAGUAGUAAGUCGUUGCCAUUGUUAUGUUUUCUAACUGGGUAAUUUUAUUUAUUGGAUUUCUUUCUUUAGGACAUGCUUAUUAAUCAUAUGAUAGAUUACAUGAUAUGUGAUGGAGAUACAGGUCAGUGGUUGAUAAGAUGAUUAUUAUUAUUUUUGUUGUUGUUGCUGUUGUUGUUGUUAUUUAUCAGCCUCUGUUACUCUUACCUCUGCAUAAAAUUUGAGGGCACAAAGUAUGUUCUAACUUGUUCUGUUUCAUUGUAGGAAAUGCUUAUCAACUCUCUCAGCUGAUCAGAACAUUACUUGACCCAGAAAACAUGGCCCUAGGAGCGAAUGUAAGUGCUUUCUUUGACAGAUAAAUGUUUGGCUGCUCUGCUGUAUGGGCAUUUACAACAGUGAUUUUGUUACAAAUAGUUAUGGUGAGUUCUGGGACUCAUCAUGUGCAGUUUUUAUUCUAGACUAGGGCAUUUCCGGAUUCCAGCAUUGGGAGAAUGAGGAGACGAUGGCUAUGAAGACAAUGAAAGAUACACUCCAGCUCAAAAGAGAAAAAUUAUUUUACACUAAGCACUUACACUACCCUGGUUGGGCUAUAUUUCUUGAAAAGGGAGCCCUUUACAAUUACUUUAGAAGGCUGCUCAUGGUCCUGAUUGGCCACCCUGUUUUAGUUCAAUUGAGAAUAGCGUCUAAAAAUGAUACCCUGCUCUUUUUUCUGCAGAAAAUGGAGAAGUCUGAAUUCCUGAGUUUCUUCUACAAACACUCUAUGCACGUUUUGACAGCACCCCUUUUUGCUACGACGUGUGAUGACAAGCCAAGCAAAGGUAAAUAGUCACUGGUCAUUACUUUACAUGUGGCUGGCCUAUUGGAAACCUCCUUGGAAAUCCUCCUGUUUCUACCCAUUCUCAGGAAAACUCCUAGAAUGUAAGUUUUUAUUGAUUGGUUUGGCAUUGGUGAAGGGAUAGACCCUGCUGACUUUGGAAAAUUAAGAUUAUUUUGGACCAUUCAUGCCAAGGCUUGGUUGGAAGGUUUCGUAUGAAUUAUUCUGAUUAUUUUAUCAAUCUGAGCCUCAAGUUGGUGACUUUGUUUACAAGAGUGCAGGGUGGUCUGUUAAGAGCAUUUUGUUGGUAGUAAAAUGUGCAAUUUUGUUUUGAGGGUGUUCAUGGAAUAAAGCUGUCAGUGAUUGUUGAUGUAAAGUCCCAGUAUCCUUUAGUUUCAGAAACAAAAUACAAGGAAAUUUGUUUACUAGGAUUUAAUCAAAAGUCAGGUACAGCUCUUUUCCAUAUGUCUCUUCAUUUUUGCGCUGAAAAACUCCUGGAAUUUCCAAGUCUCUCAGUAGUAUGGACCCUGUUAAAGGUAUCUGUGAUGAGCCAUUCUCUCAAUUUUUUGCAGAUGACUAUGUUAACAGUGUGACACUUGGACACAUCCUUGAACUUUUGACCUUCUGUAUCGAGCAUCACACAUAUCACAUAAAAAACUAUGUCAUAAAUAAAGACCUCCUCAGAAGAGUGCUAGUACUGAUGAAGUCACGUCACAAGUUCCUGGUGUUAAGUAAGUUUACCUUUUUACUUAAAUCAUGACAUUCAUUUUCUUUGCGUGAUUUUUGUUAAAUUUUACACAGUGAAUCAACACUGUGACAGGGAAUGAAACAGGAAUUGCAUCCUUUGAUAUCAACCUCUCAAUUACCCACCCAGCCCAUGAAAGGUUGACCACAGGUCUGGAGUCUAUGUCCCCUACUCUCUUCUAACAGCUGUGUGCAUUUGUUUGCAUCCCACGUGAACCAGAAGAGGGGAAGUGUUGUGAGAUGGAACUAGGAUUGUUAGUCUUAGUCUGGUCAUUAGAGAGUUUAUUAUAAGCAACCAUAAUGGUGACAGCAAAGAAAAUGUCAAUUAAGAGGUGAAUUUGUGCUGUUUGUGUGCAGUUUGUUAAUACCAGACAGAAGAAUCACUUGGACACUACAUUUUGGAGAACCUUGACUGCGCAGAGAUCAUUUUUCUAUCGUGCAAUAGUAUCAUAGAAUAAGUUAAACGAGGAUACUAAGAACAGCUUGAAUGUUGAUCUAUUGUGAACAUUGAACAUUGUGCUUGUAGGGAACUUUGGGCAUCUAUACUUUGACUUAUGUGAUGUUUUUAGGAUCAUAUCUAUGUUAGUUUAUCUUGAUAACUUGUAGCAGUUUUUUAAGAGUAUUGUUAUUAUGAGGUUUCUUCUGAUGAUUGUAAAUUAACUUUGAAAAUCCCAAUUUGGGAUAUGUUAAUAAACUUAUUGUAUUGUAUCUUAUUGUAAAGGUGCAAAUGAACCAAAGGCUCAAACAGCCGUAGCUUAUCCCAGUUUCUUUAGCAUGAAGCAUGCCCAGGAGUAUUGCUACUCCCCCCCUGGAUGGGAUGCUAGUCCAUGGCUAUGGGGGGGGGGGGGGGCGUAUACAUGGGAAUUUUUUUUUGUUUACAGGACGAAGGGGCAAAAAGCGGGGGGGGGGGGGGGGGGGGGGGGAAAAGGGGACAUUUUCCAUAGAACUUUUACUUUUUUUUUAUUGAUCGGAAGACUCUAUGCAACCAAAGGCUCAAAACGCGGUGUGUCUCCCCCGUGUUUUUAGGGGAAGCAGGGCGCGGGGUGUUGCCGGCGCCCCCCUGGGGGGGGGGGUGGGGGUGGGGGUGGGGGGGGGGGGGGGGGGGUUUUAAUGGGGGGUUUUUUUUGUUUUAAAGGAAAGUGGGGCCAAAAGGGGGGGGGGGGGGGGGGGGGCGGGGUAAAAGGGGACUUUUACCAUAGACCUUUCAUUUUCUUAUUAUUUGACAGAAAGUCAUUGGUCUAUGUAACCAGCUGACUCCCCUUCCACCCCUCCUCCUCCCGCUCAGCGCUCAUGUAACAUUUUGUGUACACUGGCAAAUGAGAAAAAAAUGUUUGCUAACUUUAACAUUGACAUUUUCUGUUCCCUUCAUUAGACUCACUUCGAUUUCUCAGAAGAAUAGUGGGGCUUAAGGAUGAGUUUUAUAACCGCUACAUUGUCAAGGGCCAGCUGUUUGAUUCAGUAAUUUGUGCAUUUAAAGAGAAUGGGCAAAGAUACAAUCUGCUGAAUUCAGCCAUUGUAGAACUGUUUGAAUUUAUCAGAGCGGUGAGUAUGAAAUAUCAAUAAGACAUGAUUAUGAUAAGUGAUUGUAAAUAAAAGUUUGUUAUAUUUUAUUUUUAUCACACUAUAUUCCAGAAUUUUUUCAUUUUCAAAUCAUUUCGUCUGUUGAAGACGGUAGUUCAGGCGGUUGGAGGCUUGUAUUUUAUAAUAAAUUUUUCAAAUUAUAUUUGAAAUAUCACUGAAGUGUAGAAAGUACUAGUUUUGAUCUGACAUCAAAGGAAGAACUCUUCAUCAGAAGAAAUUCCCGUUGAUGAGGGUAUCAAAUUUUUUAUGAGUCCCUUUCAAUUGUUCUUGUAGGAGGAUAUGAAGACUUUGUGUACCCAUGUUUGCUCAAAGUACACAGAGUUCUUUAAAGAUGUCACUUAUGUCAGUACAUUUAAAGGGCUUCUGCAGAGGGAUGAACAGGAGAAAGACAGAAAACAGAAUAACAGAAUCCUUGAAAGGUAUGUUUGUCAGCAGAUCUGGUUUUUAAGGAUGCCAACACUAUUUUCAACAAAGAUCAUUUUUGUGCCUAUAAAUCAUUGGCAAGUUGGUACAAGCAUGAUUAGUGUUAAUCCUGGGUUAACUGGAAACAGAGUAAAUAAUUAUUGUAAUUAGAUGAGUGACAUCAUUUCAGUUUUUUGAACCUUGUGAAUAUUUUUAGACUGUUCACAGUCCCCUUAUUUUUCUGUAACAUCAUCAAGAUUGAGUGCUUUGUGUUACGGGCAGCCAUCUUGGUUUCAGUUGUUCCAAGUUUAGCCCGGGGAUGAGUGUCAGUCGACACCCUCCCCCUCGGGACAUGUGAAAGCAAGAUGGCCGAUUAUACUAUUAAGCACUCAGUCUGGAAGAUCUUACAAAAAAAUACUAGAUUGUGAACAGUCUAGAUUAGUUUGGACUAUUCACUUGUGUGUGUCUUGGACAUUUGCUACCUGGCAAUUUAUUGGUCAAAUGGGUGAUGCUGGUAGAUGAUGAUGAUGUACUUGGUCUUUGUGACAUUACAGUUAACACCUGCAUAAAAGAACCUACUUUUUAAGUCUGGCAAAAUAGCUUCUUGUAUUUUGGGGUUCUUAUUGGCAAUUAAUUUUUAUGAAGGAGAUAAUAGAUUGUUGAUUAGCAGAAAAAUAAAACAAAAACUGGGUUUGGUCCUUAAAAAAAUAUUGUUUGCAAUAGUAUUAUUAUAACUCUAACACAACUGAUUACUGAAUUUAUAUUCAGUUUGGUACACAUACAGUAUGUUCUCAUUAUACUUAAAUUUACAAUCUCAAAGUUACAUUCCUUGGUUAAAUUGUUUAUCAUUACCCACAUAUAAAAACCUGCUUGAUCUUGCUUGACUAAACAGGUUCUUGUAUUUUUGGGUAUUAAGGUGGCAAAUUUCUGCCGGGAGGGUUUUAAUCCACAGGUUCUUAUAUGCGGGUGUUUACUGUAUUUCACUGACUUGGACUUGCAGCAGAGGUGGCAUGAACCAUGGAAUCAUUCAUGUGAACAGCCGGUUCAGACGAGAUGUGCGCACGCUGGAAGAGGAAGAAGAACAUUGGUUUGAUCAGGAAGAUGAAAAUGGAGAGGAUAAUGUCAUGAUGGAACAGAAUGAUCUCCUCUCAGAUGAUUCUGUGUUUAAGAGUAGAAAAUCCUUUGUCAGUGAAAAGCCAGCUCAAUCAAUUGUCAACAACAAGCGGGUAAGUGUGGUAGCUAUUUAUACACGAGUAAGUUGGAAUCAUCAAUAAAACCAAACCCCCUUUUAGUGUAGUCAUGGCUGUAUAAUAUUCAAGUUCAGAAUGGUGAGAAUAAACUGUCAAAACAAUGGGCUGAAGAUUAACAUCUAAUAACAACUUUAAAGUAUGCCUCAUAGAAAACAAACAUGUGUACCAAACAUAUUAUGUUCGAGACAAAAUAUCAGUGGGAGCUUUGUAUAUCUCUUGCGAAUAUUGUAUCCUGUUUGUGAAAUGAAGCAAGGUGUAGAGAUCUGAAUCAAAAGUUAAUGAAUACUUAUUAGCUGUGUGUAGUGUUUGUAACAAAAGUUAAAUGAUUCUGUUUGAAACUUUGUCAACCCUGUUGAUUCGCAUUGGAACUUACAAAGGUGUUCAUGUGACUCAAUUACUUCCUCUUGAUUUGCUAUACAACAUAUAUGAAUAAUUAACAAAAUUGCAGAUAGCGAAAAAAACAUGCUUGCAAAUAGGUUUUCAAAAUCCACGAUUUCAGUCUGUUUUAAUCUUCAGUGUUGUUCGUCUAUUCCUUUUUUUGUAUUAUUUUGUUGUGUUAUGUCAUUUGUUGGCAAGAGCCAGCUCAUAUGAAGAUUCAGUAUCUCAGACACUUGUAACAAAGCCAUUUGUUGUUCUUUCAACAGCCAUUAAUUGGCCUUGUCGAUUACCCUGAUGAUGAAGAAGACGAUGAGGAGGAAGAUGCUACCACCAGCCCCGCCAAAAGAGCUCGACUAAAUGCCUCCUAGCAUUUGCUUACAUGGGCUUAAGGGGGCAGGUACAGGUUACCAUGGCUACCAUAGCAGGCCUUAUGGAGUGGAAACGCCAGUCAUGUCAUAUGUCCAUCGUAAUGUAUCCAGAGUAUAAAGAUACCCCAAAGUUGAGCUUUUAUGUCCCCUGGGAAGCUUGAUCACUGUGCACAUGCUGUAGUUUUUGGAUUUUAUUUUGUUUUGUUUACCUCUACUGACCUCAUUUUAAAGUAAUUUCUUUUAAUUUUUCACAUUCUAACUACAUUGUUGGGGCUGAUUAGCGUGAAUAUAAACAAAUAAUAAUUUAUUGGCUGUCAUGCAAAUGGUAUAAUAUUUUUCUUCUUGUUGUAUGUGAAAAUUGGACACUCUUACUCUUGUCAACUUGUGUCAGUUCCACAUAAGAUUGAUGACUUCAAAAAGUAUCCUUAAGAAGUGCAAAUGUGCAGUGUGUUUAAAUUAUUAUGACCGAAUAUACAUCCCUCUCCCUCAGUUUCUAAAGUGGUAUAAAAUUUUUGGAUAUUUUAAGAUUUAACCCCCUUACCCAUGGGAAUCUUCAUGACGAAAGAAGUUUAUACUUGGGAACCAAUGACAACAUUAUGAGGCUGGCCUCAAUAUAUUCAUAUUGUGGUAAACAAAUAACUACAUGUACAAUCAUAUCCAAAAACUACAGCAAAUUGCAAGCAUUUCAGAGAUAAACUGCCUCGUGAUGAUUACAGCUGUUUCGAGAAAGGUUGUCGGAAAAAGUGCACGCGACAAUCCCCAAAGGUAUUGUGGGUGGUUUUGUCUGCCCUGUUCUCCAAAGAAAUUUGAAAGAAUGGCACGAGAGGCCACAGACAUAUGUUCGCGAGUACUAAUUAAGCAAUAGAAAACGUUUUCCCUGUUUGCAUAGCCUGAUAUAAACACGAGAGGGGUUGGGAGAAUUCGAGACGGUUAUGCAAACCCGAGACGAAGUCGAGGGUUUGCAUAACCGUCGAGAAUUCUCCCAACGCCUCGAGUGUUUAUAUCAGGCUAUGCAAACAGAGGAAAAAAGUUUUCUAUUGCUUUUAUAAAAUAACUUUCCGGAGAAAAAAACGCAAAACUCUUUGUAUGGCACUGAUUAAAAGAGAAAUUCUUACCAGUCGCAAAAUCCUGUCCACGAAGUCUUGCACGCGUAAUCAGUUCUUGUUUUGCAAAAAGAUGCUUUGCAAAAUACGGAUUUUUCCCGCUUAAAACGGUCAGCUUAAGCGAAGAAAAUUGUACACACCUUCUUUGUAACGAUUUUCCAAGUUUCAGCCGACGAAGGACUCGAAAACUUUUUCAAAUUUGUGCUUGCGUGAUUUGCGCGCGAAAAACCAAACAACUUGACGCCACAACCAUGUUUACAUACUCUCAUGCAAACACUGCUCUCGGCCAAUCAGAGCGCGUGUACUAUCUUAGUUAUUUUAUAAAGGAAAGUAACAAAAGUAGGUUCGACAGCUACAUUCGUUAGGAACGGUGUAUUGAUCAUAUCCCAUAUUACCUUUCGGGGUUGUCACGUGCACUUUUUUUUGACAACCUUUCUCGAAGUAGCUGUAUAAACUUACCUUUAUUUUCUUUUAGUCCUGCACUUCUUCACUUUCUUUCUCGGUAGAAAGACACGCACCCUUUCAAACCUCGUGGCUUGCAAGCAAACUGUCUAUUUUGAAAUCGCGCGAGUGAGCCACGAAUCUCGCGCGUGACU